Molecule: messenger RNA, 798 nt
Organism: Prorocentrum cordatum
Lineage: Eukaryota; Dinophyceae; Prorocentrales; Prorocentraceae
Source: the annotation of a GenBank genome assembly
AUGGCCUGGCGCGUCGCUCGGUGGUCUUCUGCCUCGACGACGACUCCUGCGGGGCGUGCCGGGAGGUCCACCCGUACCCGUCCUGCUGCGUGUCGGGCAGCCUGCAGACGAUCUACAACAAGGUUCGCGUGUGGCCCCCCUACCAUCCUGUCUGCGGCCGUUCACCUCGGGUUUGACGCGCUCUACCUCGAUUUCGACACGGUGUUCAUGAGGAACCCUCUGCCUCCGAUCCUGGCGGCCGCCGAGGAGGUGGAGGUCCUCGUGAGCCGCGACUUCGGGAGCACGUGCCUCAACACCGGCGUCAUCUUCUUCAAGGCACACGCCGACACGGCGACGCUGCUGAGCACUCUGCUCGUGUGGCUGUGGCACCACCCGUACGAGUUCUCCCAGAAGGCCUUCAGUGCCUUCUUGCGCGUCGAGAACGUCUCGAACCUGCUCGGCGGCGGCCUGCCGGUGCAGGCAGACCUGCGGUGGGCCGCGCUGGACCCCCACAACCAGUUCGUGACCAGCACGGUGUACAACGCAGACGUGGAAGGUUGGACGGGUGACAUGGACGACAUUGUUGUCUUCCACUUCCUCGACGGCACGGGCGGUGUGGACAUCACGCGGGCCGUGGCAGGGGAGUAUAUCAACCUCUACGACCUCUUCUACGCGAACCCCGAGCUGGACCUGGCCGACACGAAGGUGCCGCUGUGGAAGCAGGACCCGCGCGUGGAGGCCAGUCUGCUCCGCUCCAGGCGGCCGUCGCCCCCGUCCAGCCUGUAUCCGUGCAUGCUGUACCCGGACCAGGGGGACUGA